AUGGCGGCCCCCGCUUUGUCUACCGGCGGGUUGAUCGACCCGACCAAACAGGCUGAGUAUCCCAUCGUGCUGGGUGAUCGACUCAAUGGUAAAUCCAGCUCGCCACAGUCGCAGCUGGUCAAUAUCCAAUAUAACUAUAAGACCAAGUCAGCGACCGCACGGCAACGCAUCACCCGAGCCCGACAGUCCCGCGAUCGCUACAACCUCACAAUCACCGAUAAAGCACCCAACGCCGAUAAUGUCCUGACCUAUUCAUACCAAGGCAGUGUUGACCCAACACAAGCUGUCUCGGAUGCUGGGGAACAUAAUUUGGUGCUAGUCUUUGACGCGGCGCGGAAAGUGUUUGUCUUGGAGCCGGUUUCAACGCAGCUGAACUUCAACCUCCGGUCUGCUCCGGCCAAAUCCCAGAAGCAGGUGCUAGAGCAAUAUGAGCAGCUACGCACUUUGCAGGAAGAGGACCAUGGGUCGGGUGAUGAUCGGGGCAUGGACAAUGCCAGCGGUAAUGAUGAUGGCCCUGCUGACGACAGCAAUCCCUAUGACUACCGGCACUUCCUCCCCAAGGAGAAUGCGGACGAUGACAAGUCGGGCUCGGACAAGACACCAGAACCCCCCUCCUACACCAGCAAGCUCGAUACUCCGUUGAUGUCCGCUACCAGGUCCAUGCUUAGCCCUCAACCACCCCCGGAGAGCCGGACGAAGCCUGUGAACGCAAAGAAGAAGAAGCCAGACGGGGUCAAGCCUCCUAAACCGGCGGCUGCUCGGCCACGGCCCAGGUCUCCGCCACGUCCUGUGCAGCCAAGGGAGGAGCGGAAGGCAGAGGUCGAGGAGGAGCCUUUAGUGGAGACAUUUAAUUCCUCGCCGUCCGACACGGGCCUGGGUGCUGUCUCUUCUCAAAAGGCAGUUCCAUCACCGGGCUCAAAUAUCAUCAUCGACGGCGAUCUCAUCAUUGAUAUGGGCUCUCCGCCGCCUGCUCGUCCCUUCCGGGUCAAUCCCGCAUACUUCUCUUCGAACAACACCCCGGCGGAUGAAGAAGGGCACCGGGAUGAGGACGAGGACCAGGAGGAGGAUGAGGAUAUUGAGGACCUACGGCUCCCCUCUCCGGCUGGCCACGGAGGAGCGCCGGUGGCCUCGAGCGGCCUAAACCUGGAGCCCGGGUUGGAUGAGGAGGAGCUGGAGGUUGAUGAUGAUCCUCUCGCGGCGGAGAUGGAGGCGGCGUUUGAGGAGGAUGUACAGGAAGACGACCGGAGUCAGCCAAUUUCCACGCAAGCGGUGUCGCAGCAGUAUCAUAUGGCCAGUGAGGAUGAGAGCGAAGUCAGUGAGGAGGAAUAA
Aspergillus tubingensis is the source of this 1329-nucleotide messenger RNA. Its product is annotated as ELL-associated factor. The transcript has a single exon. The coding region runs from base 1 to 1329 and encodes 442 amino acids. The record is from RefSeq and is a predicted model, not a curated record. NCBI's taxonomy places the organism in Eukaryota, Fungi, Ascomycota, Eurotiomycetes, Eurotiales, Aspergillaceae.